AUGAAAUUGAUUAACUCUUCUGAUGGUGUCUUUAACCUUAUUUCUCACAUUUUACAGUGUUGGGCUCCCCAAGACGUCGCAGAAUUUUCCCUGAUCCUUUGGAGCAUGUGGCAUAGUCGGAAUGCUUUGCACUGGAACAACACUCCUUGGAACCAGAACGAGAUCAUCCUUCGUGCCUCCUCCAUGCUUCAUGAUUGGGCCACCGCUAACAGAGCUACUUCGGCGCAGCACUCCAAACCCCCUCCUAAACAGCGCUGGUCUCCUCCUUCCCAAGGGUCUCUUAAGUGCAACAUCGCCACUUACUCCUUCCCGAUGGAAGGGCUUACUGGAAUUGGCAUCUGCAUUAGAGACCACCAAGGAGCCUUUAUUAGAGCUCGAAUAACCACCAUCAAAGGCAGUAUGGAGCCCCACGUUGGUAAAGCCUUUGCUUUUCUCCAUGCUAUCAACUGGACCCACAAUCAGAACUUGGAGAAUAUUAUAUUCGAAACAGAUUGUAAACGCAUUCCCCCUUAUUUCUCCAAUCACCUUUCCGCAGACACAUCUGAAUUUGGUUGCCUGCUUGACCAAUGUAAGCCUUUUAUGGCAAAACCCUCAAACUCUCAUGUGAGUUUCUCCCCUAGAUCUGCCAAUAUUGUUGCUCAUAAGCUUGCUAAAGCAGCAAUAGACAGUGCAAAUCUUAAUGAUUUCUUCCACAUCCCAAAUUGUAUCCUUUAUGACAUUCUCAAUGAUAUGAACUAA
This is a messenger RNA of Cajanus cajan (pigeon pea), 738 nucleotides long. Its product is annotated as putative ribonuclease H protein At1g65750. Lineage: Eukaryota; Viridiplantae; Streptophyta; Magnoliopsida; Fabales; Fabaceae. The record is from RefSeq and is a predicted model, not a curated record. Gene Ontology annotation, molecular function: nucleic acid binding; RNA-DNA hybrid ribonuclease activity.